AUGCCCUGCGACUUCUACCGCCACCCCGGUCACGAAGCAACGCCUGACUCUAGGAUCAAUCAUCCUCAGGACGACGUCGACGGGUUUCCCCACAUGUCGGGAAUCGAUAGCGGCGGGUACAUUGGCACUUCUAUGUCAGAAUGGAAAUUUGUCACCACUCGACUAGGCCAACCCUUCCCCUCCCCUCCUCCCUCCUUUGAGCCAUACCUCACGGAUUCCGAGCUCGAAGAAAUCCUCAACUCCAAUUUUGACGAACCACCCAUUGGAUCGCCCACCACACUCCUCAGAGUCUCCACAACUGUCCCCAACCCCUGCGCCCACGACGCCGACCCUCCGUCCUCGCCCUCCCCAGAAACCACCCCACCUUCACCCGCGCCCGCCACCCCCGUCCAGCCUCCUCGCGCGCCCACUCCGCCUCCACCAGCCGGGGCGCAGGCGCGACGUUCCCGACGGAAGCACACCGCGGACAGCGACGACGAGGAGUGGGUGGCCAAGCGUCCGCGAACGGCGCUGACGGACGUCGACACGAACUUCGUGCGCCGUUCCUCCCGGUUCGUGCGCCGAAGCAUCCCCCCGCGAGUGGCCGCGAGGUCGUCGAGCUCGAAGGCGGGACCGUCUCGCGUGCUUGACGCGCCGGUGGGGUUCGGGGAGGACGAAGAGAAGGAGAACGGGAUCGAUGAGCAGGAGGAUGAUAGCGAAGCCGAGUACGGGGAGCCUGAUCCCGCCGACAAGAAGGGAAAGGGAGUGGCGCGCGGGAGUGCGCGCGCUGCCGCGGCCACACGCGCGUUCAAGGGUAAAGGAAAGGUCACAAGCACCGCAGCGAAAGUGGUGAACAAAAAGAGUCGCAAGACGCACACGAUCUGCCGCGACUGUGCCGUGGUGGGUGAUGUAGAGUGCCCCUUCUACGGAUGUAACUUCGUCAACUCCGUCAAGAACAUGGUCGACGGCGCCGCCAACGAUCCAGCAGUCGGCACCGAGCGCUCCCUCCCAGAAGAAGACCAAGAAGACGAAGAAGGGGACGCGAAGAAGGAUGCGCCGGCACCAAAACCACUCUGGCCGUGCAAACUCGAGGGCUGCCAGCGUCAGUCGAGGCCCUACUCGGGCUACGAGAGCUUGCGGCGGCACCACGAGGAGGUCCACCUCAAGUGGAUGUUCUUGUGCCCAGUCCAGGGCUGUUCCGUCACCUGUACCCGCGAGGAUACCCUGAGGCGACAUGUCCUUCUAAUCCACAAGGAGCUAAACCCGGAAGGAGAGAACCCGGAGUCGCCCGAGGAUGACGAGAAUCCUACUGCGGGGAAGAAGCCGCCGCGCCGCACUGGGCCGUCGAAGAAGUGA
Messenger RNA from Epithele typhae, 1335 nucleotides. RefSeq lists its product as uncharacterized. The record is from RefSeq and is a predicted model, not a curated record. NCBI's taxonomy places the organism in Eukaryota, Fungi, Basidiomycota, Agaricomycetes, Polyporales, Epitheliaceae. The coding region runs from base 1 to 1335 and encodes 444 amino acids. The transcript is spliced from 7 exons.